GUACCACAAAAAGAAAGUGAAUGGCAAGAUAUUAUUAACGAAUUUGAACUUAAAUGGAACUUUCCGUCUUGCAUAGGAGCAAUUGACGGUAAACACGUAGUCAUUCAAUGCCCUAGUAAUACUGGUUCUCAGUAUUAUAACUACAAAGGAACUUUCAGCAUAGUGCUUUUAGCCUUAGUUGAUGGAAAUUAUAAUUUUACUUGUAUUGACAUCGGUAGUUAUGGAAGUCAAUCUGAUGGGGGAAUAUUUGCUAAGUCUAAUUUAAUGAAAGCAAUUGAAACUAAACAAUUAAAAAUUCCAGAAAAUAGUGUGAUUGUUGGCGAUGAUGCGUUCCCUUUAAAAAGUUAUUUAAUGAAGCCAUAUCCAAGAAUAUUUCAACAAACGGAUAGAGAAAAAAUUUACAACUAUAGGCAUUGCAGAGCUAGGUGUAUUGUGGAAAACGCAUUCGGCAUAAUGGCCAGCCGUUUUCGAGUGUUCAGAAAAUCUAUACUUCUUGCUCCACAGACAACCAUGCAAUUAAUUAAAGCUUCCUGUGCCUUACACAAUUGGAUAAGAAAAAGCAACAGUACUAGUUCAAUAUCGGUUGAUAUAGAAGAUUACGAAAGUGGAUAUAUAAUUCCUGGGACGUGGCGAAAUGAUGUGGGAUCUGAGGGCAUUGUACCUUUACGUGCCACACAAGAAAGACAUUUCAUUCAUGAAGCUCGUCAGAAAAGAGAAGAAUUAGCGGAUUAUUUUAUAGGAGAAGGAGCAGUUAAUUGGCAGCAUAAUACAAAACAUUGA
Messenger RNA from Acyrthosiphon pisum (pea aphid), 780 nucleotides. Its product is annotated as protein ALP1-like. The annotation marks the transcript as partial. The record is from RefSeq and is a predicted model, not a curated record. The transcript has a single exon. Lineage: Eukaryota; Metazoa; Arthropoda; Insecta; Hemiptera; Aphididae.